AUGGCUGCACUGCAGUAUCAGGAAGGUAGGUGAAAUAUUAUAUCUCAAUAUCAAUUCUCCAAUAUAUGAGAAAACAGCGUUUCUACCAAGCCGAUUGUACAAACUCGUCUUUUUCCAACAGAACUGUUUGAACAAACAGGACAGUUUGAACCCCUGACAACUCGGCUUCGAAAUAUACUCCGAGAGUACAAAGAUGGCGUGGGAAUUUUCAAAGAGCUGAUCCAAAAUGCGGAUGAUGCAGGGGCUACUACAGUCAAGUUUUUGGUGGAUUGGAGAAAUGGUCACACAGAUAGCUUAUUCUCUCCUGGCAUGGCCGAAUGUCAAGGUCCAGCCUUAUGGGCUUACAAUAAUGCUGUGUUUACUGACGAAGAUUUUGAAAAUAUCAAUAAGCUAGCUGGAGAAACGAAAGUUGAAGAUAUUUCAAAAAUUGGUCGGUUUGGGCUUGGUUUUAACGCUGUCUAUCACCUCACUGAUGUGCCGAGUUUUAUCAGUCGAGAGCAGUUGGUCAUCUUCGAUCCGAAUAUUCACCAUUUGAAACGUCACAUUAAGGACAGAUCCCGUCCUGGAAUUCAUAUUAACCUUGCUACGAAACCAGAGUCCUUAACACGAUACCACGACCAGUUUCAACCGUAUGAUGGUGUCUUUGGUUGCAACGCUAUGCAAACAUGUGAUGGCUUCCACUAUGACGGGACAUUAUUCCGAUUUCCAUUCCGCACGGCUUCCCAAGCAAGUAGUAGUGAUAUCUGCAAAACUGCUUAUGGUCGAGAUAAGAUUGAAGCUAUUGUUAGUAGCCUUUGUGAAUGUGCUUCGACUUUGUUGAUCUUUUCACAACAUAUCAAGGAAGUGGACGUCUAUGAAUUGGAUGGAUUGAGUCAACCUGAUGAAAUGCAGUUGGUGUUAUCUGUAAGCAAACCAAGUGUUCAGCCCUUCAGACGACAAGUGGUGAACAACGAAGAACCUUUUAUUAAGCAGUGCUCAAAGUGGUGGGCAAAGUACCGUGAAUCUCAAAUGCCCAGCCCUGAAUUCCCAUCUGGCUGUGAGCUUGUUAACAUUGUCACCACGAAGGAACCGUCAGAGUUGAGUCGAUGUGAUCGUAGAUACAGCAGUGAUCAAAUGUGGUUUGUAGUGUCAGCAAGUGGGACUGAUGCUUCCCUCAAAAUUGCUCGCUCACCCGAAGGGCGAGCCCGUGGCUUCUUACCCUGUGGCGGGGCAGCGUUUGUUAUCCAGAAAGCGUGCGGGAAAAGUUCCCAGGAAUCACGAGUUAGUUCAGAUGUCUCUGGAGAGUUGUUUUGUUUUCUUCCGUUGUCUAUUCCCACAGGACUUCCUGUGCAUAUGAAUGGCUACUUUGCUAUCAUGCCUAAUCGUGUUGAAAUUUGGAAACGAACGAUUUUGCGGAGUCAACCCAUCGAGGUGGAAUGGAAUGAAGCACUUAUGGUAGACGCAUUAGCCAGAGCUUAUAUCAUGCUUCUUGAAAACAUGAAAGAAUGGAUUGACAUGGUUCAGGAUUACAAAUUCCACACUUUGUGGCCGAGCAAUGACGUCGUUGAUAUGAAAUCCUGGGAAAAGAUGGUCCAGAAAGUCUGCAUUGCAUUGUUGCAUCCGAAGUCUAAUCUAUUUUACAGCGAUGGAAUAUGGAUGAGUAUCACCGAUGGUUUCUUACUGAACAACGAUUUUAACGAGAUCUACGAGACCACAGUGGAAGUAUUAAGAUCACUGGGGAUACAUGUUUUUAACCUACCCGGUAACAUUUUGCAAACCUUGAUGAAGUUCGACCGACAAGGCAUCUUGCAACGACGUACUUUAACCUUUACAGUGUUUGUGAAACAAUAUUUCUUUCCAAAAAUCAGAACCCUGACUCCGAUUCAGCGAGAUGCUAUCGUUUGCUUUGGUUUGGAUCGUAUCUUGAAGGGUAAUCUGUCAUCUCUCAUCCCACAUACCAAAGAGAGCAGUUUGUUCCAACAAAAUGCCUGUAUUUCAGUGUCAGAAGAUGGAGGAAUCCUUGCAAAACCUAGUGAACUUAUCCAUCCUUUCGGUCCUGCAGCAGAGUUGUUUAACGAAGACGAUCACCGUUUUCCAAUUGGACAUGGCCUCCGUGAUGCGAACCGGCUGUAUAUUUUGGAAACACUUGGUAUGGUCAAGGAUCUGGAUUGGACAGGAAUCCACGAAAGAGCUCGGUCGAUCGCUCAGACUGGUUUUCUUGCAGAAACGGAACGUUCUCGAAAAUUAAUCGAAUACCUCAAUAAGCGUAUAGAUCAACUACCGAAGCCGGGUUAUUAUCGCAGUCUUCUUCAACAGGAAAAAUUCUUGCCAGUGUUAGAAAGGCCUGUGUGUGAAUACCUUCUACCUUGGAAAGGAUCGUCAGGGUUGCCUUUCACGCGUUUUUGUGCGCCAAACGACGUUUUCUUGCCAAAGGAAGCUAAGCUGAUCGGGUCAUCCUGUCGUAUUGUAAACACAUCUGAAAAAAGUGGUUGUGGAAAGCUGAAUGCUGAAGUAAAAAAUCUCUUGGGAUUUUCGAACUGUUGGCCUGCAGACAAGUUAGUGAUUCAACAGUUAGACGAAGCAGUUAAGUUUUGGAGCAAGUUAACUGAGGAAGAAAAACAAGAUACGAGGAAAACGUUUAUCGAAUCAGUCUGCCAAAAAAUUUACGAAUUCUUUAAUGAUAGAAUUAAAAAGCAAGCAAUAAAUCAAAGUUUCUUGAACGAGCUGGGCAAGCGAGAUUGGUUGUUUCUUGAAUGCAAAUUUAGGCAAAGCAAGAAAGUCGCUUUUACGUCUAACGGAAACGGAGCUCCAUAUUUAUUUACCUUACCCUCCAACUACAAAAGAGACUAUCCACAACUUUUCGAAGCAAUGCAAAUCAAACAGAAAUUUGAUGAUGAAGACUACAUCAAUGCUCUUUAUGAACUAGAAAACACAAAGCAAGGAGAUACCUUGACAGAAGAUGAAUUAGAGAUUGCAACAUUUUUCAUCGGUCAAAUAAAUGUCCAACAUUCCGAUGUGGAGGAUUACAUUGGCCAAAUUCCACUACCAGACACCGACAGUAUCUUGCGCCGAAGCGAAGAUGUUGUUGUAAAUUUAAGUUUGUGGCUUGAAGACCCAGAUAACAACCUAAAAGUCCACGAGAAGAUACCACCGCAAACGGCACAUGCUCUUGGCGCGAAAUCGUUGAAAAAUGUCAUAUUAAAGAAACAUUCGCAUCGCAUUGGUUAUGGAGAGUCGUUUGGACAGCACGAGGAGUUAACUGUCCGACUGAAUGGAAUUCUAGAUGGAUAUCCUCCUGACGGAAUACUGAAGGAACUCGUACAAAACGCCGACGAUGCUGAAGCCUCAGAGAUACAUUUCAUACACGAUACUCGGUCUCUGGGAUGUGAAAAAGUAGCGAUUGAAAACAAAACAUGCGAAGAAAUACAAGGACCGGCGCUGUGUGUGUACAAUGACAAACCAUUUACCGACGACGAUCUCAAGGGAAUUAAGAAGCUUGGCACUGGAAGCAAACGAGAUAACAUUGAAACGACUGGGAGGUAUGGAAUUGGUUUCAAUUCAGUGUACCACCUUACGAACUGUCCAAGCUUCCUAUCGAAUAAUGAUACCCUAGUGAUGCUUGAUCCCCAUCGUCGUUAUGUCCUAGAUGAAGAUCCUGGCAAAUUAUUGAAGCUCACUGCAAAACUCCGGGAUGAUUUCUCAGAUACACUCAAUGGAUAUCUUGGUGACCAUUUUACUUUACAAGGCUCGACAAUGUUCCGUUUUCCACUGAGACGAAAAGGACAUAUAUCUGAGAUAUCUAAAUUAUUCCCUGACAUGAAGGAACUAAUGGAGACAUUUCGAACUGAAGCCCGGAAGUCGUUGUUAUUUUUAAAUCAUGUGAAGAAGAUAACUCUGUCGAAAAUUCAUCCGAAUGGCAAGUUUGAAGAAAUAUAUCAGGUCGAGACCGUUAUUACUUCGGAGGAUGAAAAGAAGCGUCAGGGACUGGCACGCAAGAUUUGUAAGCUGAAUAGCACUCCAACUGCAGAAAUAGGGUGGGAGGGAGUCAGCUACACCCUAAAAAUUAUGGAGAAGAAGAAAGAAGUCGAGAAAUGGUUGGUACAGAAGUGCAUUGGAUCUAUCUUCACUACAAAGAAACACGGUGAAAUCCCCGAUGGUCGUGAACUCGGCCUGUUUCCACAUGGUGGCUUCGCAGCUCGGCUAUGGACGCAUUCAAAGAAAGAAGCGUUACGUGGCAUAGUUUAUUGCUUCCUGCCUCUCCCAGAGGACUACACUAAACUACCAGUUCAUGUCAAUGGUCAUUUUGCUUUGGAUAACAGCAGACGAGGUCUUUGGAAGGAUACCGAUGGAAGGGGACCAAAGUGUAAUUGGAACCAAUUCAUGAAAAUCUAUGUGUUACCACCCGCCUAUGCAGCAUUGAUCAGGGAAUCUCGUAACCAUCUUUGCAAUGAUGAGGCUGACAACCAACUUUCACGUUAUCAUGCUUUGUUCCCGAGUGUGGAUAAGUCUUCUUGGAGGACUCUUACAAUUGGGUUGUAUCGGUACCUGGGGCAAACAAGAGCUGAUGUUUUACCAUUGCUAGUUCCAAUUAAGUCUGAAAACGAAGGAACCACCAGCUUUUCACAUAAACUUCCGGAGAGAAGCUUGUCUCCUUUUGUUCGACUAAUGACCUGUAUGAAGAAAACGGAUACUUCUGAACCCAAGGACGUUCAGGUUACCUGUACUGGAUGGCUAUCAGCUGGCCAAGCAUACUUCAAGAGUUCUCUUGAAAGGGAUGUUUUUUUGCAUUUGUUGAUAAGAAUUGGCCUUCCUGUUUUGCUUCACGCCCCACGGCGGAUAUACAAUGGUUUUAUAUCAGCUUGUGUAAGUUCGCAUGAACUACGUCCUGCAAGCUUCAUUACUUUCCUAAGAGAAUUCGAAUGGAGAUGGUCUACCUGCAAGAUUGCCAAUCUUCCGAAAAAACUGGAAACUACCGCGAUCAACAGUGUCCCAGAGUUGUUGGCGUUGAUAGAGUAUUGUUGCGAACUGGAUAAUUUCAGCAAAAACCUAGAAGGUCUACCUUUGCUUCUAACACAAGACGGCUAUCUAAGAGUCUUUGAUUCAUGUCACCCUGUGUUCCGUUCUAAAUUCGGAGAUCUUUUCCCAACGCAGUUACACUUGUUUGUUCACUCUGAAAUCAUCCAUCAAAUCCCCUGGAACGCAACUCAAUCAAAAGAAAACGUCGUUCGCAAAUUUACUGUAAGAGACCUUGCAAGCUUGCUGCCAGACGUGUUCACAGACAAAGUGUUAAGGGCUAUCGAAGAUGAUGCAAUAUGGAAAUUCCCAGCCGAAGGAAUACUAUCUGAACAAUGGUUCAAACGAUUUUGGGACUUCUUGGUAAAUUACGCAAGGCCUGAGCCUAAUAAAAAUUUUGUCUCCUUAAAAUGUCUAUCAGAAUGGCCCGUGAUUCCCACAAAGUGUGGAAAGCUUGUAAUGAUCAGGGACGCAAAAACUGUCUUGGAUAUGACAACAUCUGGAACCGAGUCUGCAGAGCAACUAAACGUGCGCGAAUUCUUGAGUAAUUUGAAAUGCCCAGUGUUGAAUAACAACAUCACUUUCGAUGACGAACAUUCCAGUGCUACUAAUCAUAUUUCCGAAGACGAUACUACAACAGACAAAUUUAGCAAAAAGGGUCUGGAAAGGAAAACAGCUGUCACUGAUCGGUAUGUAGCACACCCUCACAAUGUUGUUGACGUCUUGACAGUCCUGCAUCAUAUGUUGAGGGUAAGCAAGCUGAACCUCUCAGGAAUACAGGAAGACGAAAUUCGCAAUUUUCUCCACUUCGUGCAAGAUAAUUACAAAAGGUCGGGGCUGUUGGAACAAUGCAAGAAAAUGGUAAAGGGUUUACCGUUCCAUAAAGCAUUGGAUGGACAGUUUGUGAGUUUAAUCGAUCAGUGUUCUUCGUAUGCUCUCAUUCCUUCUGGCGUUCCAACACAACAGUUAGAUGAGCUUCAAAAGCGAGCUAAAUGUUUUUUCCUGAACUCUGAUGCUUUACCUGCACUUGAUAAACUUUACAGCGACCUUGGUGUUAAAGCUGGUCAAGAUGUCACGCAGUUUUACGUGGAGUAUGUCUUCAAACAUUUCAGCAUGUUUACUAGAGAAAGCCAAAUAAGACAUCUGGAAUACAUCCGAGAUAAAGUCUACCCAUUUCUUCCUGACAACAAUAUAUUACUUGAAAGUAUGACUGAAAGUCCCUGUAUUCCUGGCCAACAUGGUGAUCUUCAUUUCGCGCGGGAAUUCUUCGAUCCGGACAACGAAAUGUUCAAAAUGUUUGAAGAUGAUUACGAUAUGUUCCCUCCUUCGCCUUUCAACAAUAAAGAUUGGUUACGUCUGCUUUAUGAUAUUGGACUGCAAGUUAAUAUCACUCCUCAGUUAUUCCUACAAUUUUGUACGACGGUUGCCAAGGUUGGAAAGGAGGAUUCUAGUAACCAACGGAACCGCAAACGAUCUGAAGUACUAGUAAAGUGUUUGUUUUCUGAGGAAACCUUGCAAGAUGAGGAAUUUCUAUCUCGGGUAUCGCAAAUCAAAUUUAUUGGUCCAGGUAAAGUGGAUGAAGAAUUAACCUCAAUACACGAGCAGUAUCAGUGUACGGGAAACGGCUGUCCACCUUAUAUUCAAUUCAGUAAUGCAGUGCCGUGGUGUUUAAGAUAUCUAGCCUGGACAACUGUUCCCAUACUCCCCGAAUGGGCAGAACUACAGCCUAACAAUAUGGCUGAAUUGAAAAACCUUGGCAUCGCUUGCUCUGGACCGGUGUAUACCAAAGUUAUCGACCAUAUACAGAACAUAGUUAACUCGAAUAGUGCUGACUCGGUUGAUAGUCAACUCUUACAUGAAAUAACCAAGUCAAUUUACCAAUUUCUAUCGGAUGCCACGCAAUGCAGCGGUCGCAGUCUACAUGAAGGGUGCACUGAAGUUUGUGUCGAUAUUGGUAUUCGACUAAAGAGUGUUCCAUGCAUAUUUUUAGAAGAAGAUGAAACUUUUGUGAGAGCAGAACAACUGGUGUUCAAACUUUCUGAAAACACCCCUUUGAAACCAUUCCUCUAUCCUGUACCCCGGGAAUUUGGAGAGUUGGAACAUUUUCUCAAACGACUUGGCGCAACUGAGAAGCCAACACCGUUGCAGGUUGCUUGUGUUCUCAAUUCUAUACACAAUGAAAUCGGAGAAGGGCAGCUAUCUAUUGAACUGGAGAAGAAAGUCAAGUAUGCCAUGCGUGUGCUAUUUGAAUUAUUUUACAGGGGCAAAAGUGCUGACGGAAUAAAUGAUUUGUAUUUACCAAAUCAAAGUAAACAGCUUGUCAGUUCCUGCAAAAUGGUUUGCAAAGUUUCACCACGUUUUACAGAAAUGAUGGAAAACCUUCAACGUCCGAUUCUGCUUUCAUUCGAAGAGUGCGGACUUAAAAAGAUCGCUGAUGAUUAUAUCGAUGCUUUACCAGAGCAUUUACGUCCUGUGAAGAUUGAGGAGAUUGUCCGAGAAGAAGUAGAUCCCGAGUGCAAGAUUUCCAUCUGUUCCGAGACCCAGCAUGGUUCCAUUUGUGAAUUCCAACAACAAUUUCAGAAUCUUUUGCGAUCAGAUGAGUUCCAGGAAGGGCUUAAACGGUUACUGAUGGAAGAUCACCAAGAUCCUCAAAAAUUUGAGCAAAGAAUAAAGAAACUGCAGACAGAUGUUCAAACCAAGUGCACAGGAUUGGACAACAUAAAGAUUCAUGUUAUCGACCGUGAUACCAAUGAGGUCCUGGAUUAUUUGAUAGACAGUUGUUACGCAAUAGAGAGUGAAGAAACAUGGAUUUUGUACAUGCAACACAACUUUAAAGAUGAUAAAAGAUUGGUCUCAACAGUUACCUGUGUUAACAAGAUCCUAGGAAAUUUUAUCCGACACGAAAAGGGGCUGAUUGCAAUGUUAGACUGUCCUUCUCCAAGAGAAAUUUCAAGAGAGUUGAAUAAACUUAAUAUUACUUCAAGGACUUCCAAAGCAACUGAUGAUUUCACUGACCUUGACGAAGAAAUUUUGGAAUGGGAUAGUGAUGAUGAACCUGUGAAAGGAGGACGUGAUGGAUUUGUUGGAUCUGGUGGGACGGGAACGAAUAAUGGUGGAAGUCACGGGACCAGCAGGGGUAAGGGUGGUAGUGCAAGUUUUAAUGGUGUUGGAUACGGCGUCGGUUAUCGUGGUGGCGGUGGUGGUGGUGGACAUUCAAGGUAUGAUAUGUAGUUUAAUUAUUUUGAGGUGUUUUGAAAUGUUAUAGAAAUUGCGAACGUGAAAUACAGUUUCAAAGGAAACAUAUUAAGUGAACAGUGGAUGUGUCUGUGCAUAAUGGUUAGUUUAUGCACCUUGCACCUCUGUGGUCGGAAUUGGAUUCCUGCAAAAUGCAGUUAUUAGAUUAUCAUUUCGCCGGGUGGGAUUCGGUUUGGGAUUGAAAGGAUUACGUGCGUGUAUAAAAUAGAACGAUUCAAAAAGUAGUUGUCAUUGUUGUUUCAAGAUAAUUAUAUUAUUAAAGUAAAGUCGGCGAGGAGACCUCAAGAAGCUUAGAGCUUGUGUAAAGAGGUCACCCAAUCUCAAAAUUCAGAGUUAGGUAUUUAAUUGAUCAAUAGUUUGAGGCUGUAUUAAAUAACAAACAUAAUGAAAUUGAAACAUAAUGAAAUUAAGAGAGAAGAUUUACAAAAUUUUAUAAUAGAUUUUCUAAUAAUUUUAUGUAUUGUUACUGAAUAUUCGUUAAGCAAAAAAUUACGAAGUUGGCGUUUUGAAAGAAGAGAUUGUGUUUAUAACAAUUAUAUUUAUAGGUAAGUAAUUUCAAAUAUUCGGUCCUGAGUGUAAAAUGGUGAACUUCUUACUAUUAGUUCGACAAGCAUUAGUUCGACAAGCAUGCAGAUCUGGUGUUAUAACCAUGUAUUUGAUUAUUUGUUGUAAACAAUUCAUCAAAGCAUGUCGAAACAUGCAAUGAUGAUAUAAAAACAUAAACUUACUAAUAUGCAAUUAUUUAUCUUAAAUAUAUCCAAUAUUUUGAGUUGUAUCCUCGUUUCGGUGCUUAUUGCACAUUUUGAAGGAAGGGCUAUAUUUUCACCUGCAUGAAUUGUUUUCAGUCUUACACUUUUACUACAGUUAUUUAUCAGCCUGGUAAUGCAUAAAAUAUAAAAUAAUGAAAAAUUGUGAUAGCUUGAAUCGGUCAAUAGCUGUAUUUAAACAGUAGUUUUUAAUAAGAUGGAAAUUGGUCUUUAAAUGUUUUUCUACAUAAACCUAUUCCAGGAUUAGAGAUGAAGGUGAAGAAGAAAGAUUUUAUUCAAAGAGCUGCAAAGAAGCGACGCGCUGGCUAGAACAAUCCAAGAGUGAUUUACAAGGUGCAAGAUGGUUACUUCAAUCUGGUCCGCCUUUCAAUGCUCUGGCCUGUUUUCAGAGCCACCAAGUUGUGGAGAAAUGCUUAAAAGCCAUGUUAUUUUACUACUGUGGUAUCUCUGGUGGAUUGCUUGGCUCUCACGACGUGCUAGAACUAGCUUCCAAGCUAAGAGAAGAAAUAAAAAUACCGGAGGAAGAAGACAUGCAGUCUGUGAGAAAAGUUGCAAAAUAUUACCUACCUACUCGGUAUCCCAACCGCCAACCAUUCGAUGUCGUUCCAGCUGAAGCGUUCAGCAAGAAUGAAGCAGAAAUGGCGGUUGAUGCAGCCUCGAAAGUGCUGGAACUUGUUGAUGAAUACUGUUUGGAAGAAUAAAAAAGAAGAUUUGAAUGGUUUCUGGUUUCUAUGUAGUCUUAACGGUCGUGAAGAUCGAGUCACAAUCUUUCGCAACAGCCGAAAUACAACAGUUUAGAACUGAAAAUAGGCAGAGUGAUUAGUAAUGAAGAGUACUUAUGAUUUAUAUGUAGUUUACAGUUAAAAAACUGUUAUAAUCUAGCCAUUGAGAAAGAUCGUGUCUCUAUCUUUACGACCGUUACGACCAUAUGGAAACCUUGCUUAACUGACAAGGGACAAAAUCUUUUAACUGACAAACGAUGAUUGAAUCAACAUGAUUUUAUGGGUUUUUGACAUAGUAAAAGUACGUUUAAAUGCUGCGAUUUGUCGUGUACAAUUUGUAUUCUGGCGUAUGUAGUCGAAUAAGCACAGGUAAAGUAGCUGCAUUUUAAAUUUCGCUGUAAACUAAACGAAGAGGAAUAAACCUUACCGAUUAUUCUCUUUGGCCUCGUUUUCAUGUCAAAUAUUUACUCAUGUUUUGUGCUUAGUACGGUUGAAAAUUACUUUGUUAUUGAGCCUAAGAACAGCAAGAAACAAAUUCGUCCAGGAAAACGUGGGAAUAUAAUCUUUAUCUGCCCCUGACAUGCUAAAGUAAGUUAACAUGGAAACGAGGCCAUUGGGUAAAAGAGAAUAAUCGGUAAGGUCUAUUGUGGCGUCUGCAGUAAUUUUCAUAUGUCAAAAUACGAAUAGUUACACGACAAAUCUCGGCAGCAUGUAGUAAUUAACUGAACUUUAGUUGAGAACUAAUAUUUAAAAUUCUUUAUGGUCCAAUUAUUAGGAGGUGUUUAUAUGAGCCCUACAUAAAGGACAGCACUCCGCCCUAUAAUAGACCUUUCCCCUUAUGACCAAAAUUUUUAUUUAGGCAAGUCAAGACAAAUAUUUCAUCACAGCUUGAAAGAGCAUCACAAAAUUAGUAAUAUUCCAAAGUUUCGUUGCGAAAUGUUGUAAAAUGAGGAAAAUAGAGCCUUGCGAAGUUUGCAAUUUUCAGUCAUUUUGCAUUACAAACGGCGAAAUUGCAGCCCCAACACCCGAAUCGGAUGUCAAUUUCCCGUUUGUAAUACAAAAUGACUGAAAAACGGCAAACUUCGCAAGGCUAUAUUAUCCGCAUUUUACAAGAUUUUGCAACAAAACUUUGGAAUAUUACUAAUUUUGUGAUGCUCUUUCAAGAUGUGAUGAAAUUUUUGUCUAGAUCGAGAUUUUAGUUAUAAGGGGAAAGGUCCAUUGAAUUCCCUGGAAAAAUGUUUUCAUAUUAAUAUGAAAGGGGGCCAGCUCCCAAAGGCGAGAUUUCGCUUUUGACUUCCCCGUAGUAGUAGAGCUGGAAAUCUCCCAUAUAAAUGCAACAGGAGGGGCUGGCCAUCCCUUCCUAGGAGGGCUGAGUAUAAAACUCGCCUAGCCUAUUUGUGUCAAACUCAGCUUUUCGAUUCAAAUAUUUAGUCCGUAGAACAAUAUUAAAUUGUUUGUUGGUUAUAUUACUCGAAAAUCUGCAACACAAAAUAUGAUUUUGGGCCUCACAAGAAAAUAAAUUAAGGCUGAUUUCCAUCAGGGAGGAACGAACCAGACUCGGCAAGAGACUGGUUUAUCUCGUGCGCACACUGGGUGAAAUCAGCUAAGGUUGGCAGGGCUAACCCUUCAUAUAGGGUUCGGGUAAACACACACUUGAUAGGAAUGAAUACAAAUUAAAUUAGUAUAUAACCAACUAAUUUAGAAGGUUAGGUGCAGGGCUGUUGACUUUCGUGACUGACACAUGGAUAUUCUUGUUGAAUUACGUUCAAAUAGUGUCUUGGCGUCAGCGGGCAGAAUUCACAUUAAUAGAAGAUUCACUAGAAUUUCUCAGUUGUCUGCUUUACAUUCUUGCACAAGGAACCGAUUUCAAUCUGUCUGGAAUCGGUGGUGCAUUAGCGAAAAUUUCAGAAUAUUCUGCAGAAGUUCAUAUGUCCUUCAGGCAUUCCACAAAUAUUAAUAUAUAGAAGAAUCUACAUGAUACUGUUUACACAACUCUUUUCAUUUAAAAAAAAUUCCAAGCAUUGACAUGAGUGCUUUUUGACAAUGCUUAUACUUCGGCUCGUUACCAAUGAUCGAACUUUAAUACCAAAGGUAACUCUCUCCAAAAAUCAUUCUUAGAAAUGUAAUGGGUAUUCCGAAUUUUUUGCUCAUCAAGUGAUUGUGACGUAGACAUACGUAGAUAGAUAUAUAGUUGUGGUAGAUAUCCAGGCUUUUUAAUUUUUGUAAAUUUGAACUGUAUGUCUGUUAUAUCAGUACUUUCUGAGAAAUUACCCACUGUUCAAUUAUAUGCCCACUCCUUUUACCCGCUCCUAAUAGAUCACCCCUCAGUUCAUGCAUGGAUGUGUGAGUUCUGUCUAAUUUUGACCCUAUUUUUAUAUUCAUCGUCAUAAAC
Messenger RNA from Paramuricea clavata, 12128 nucleotides. Lineage: Eukaryota; Metazoa; Cnidaria; Anthozoa; Malacalcyonacea; Plexauridae. The record is from the annotation of a GenBank genome assembly.